This is a messenger RNA of Colius striatus (speckled mousebird), 306 nucleotides long. Its product is annotated as feather beta keratin. Gene Ontology annotation, cellular component: intermediate filament. The coding region runs from base 1 to 306 and encodes 101 amino acids. The transcript has a single exon. Lineage: Eukaryota; Metazoa; Chordata; Aves; Coliiformes; Coliidae. Gene Ontology annotation, molecular function: structural constituent of cytoskeleton. The record is from RefSeq and is a predicted model, not a curated record.
AUGUCCUGCUACGAUCUGUGCCGUCCCUGUGGGCCAACCCCGCUUGCCAACAGCUGCAACGAGCCCUGUGUCAGGCAGUGCCAGGACUCGCGGGUGGUGAUCCAGCCCUCUCCCGUGGUGGUGACCCUGCCCGGCCCCAUCCUCAGCUCCUUCCCGCAGAACACCGCCGUGGGCUCCUCCACCUCCGCUGCUGUUGGCAGCAUCCUGAGUGAGGAGGGAGUGCCCAUCAACUCUGGAGGCUUCAGCCUUGGUGGCCUUGCUGGCCUCGGUGGCCGCUACUGUGGCAGGAGGAGCCUGCCCUGCUAA